GUUAUAAUUACAAUGAGGAACUGUAGCGGUGUGCUACAAGCAGCGCUAGAAUUACGACACGGAGUCGGUAACUGCAGUCGAAGGAAAAACUUUAUUCGAAAACUUCAGCCUCACUUUUAAGCCUCUGUCAACCGGCCCCCCAUGGCGAAGAGGUUCCAAAGCUCUGUGCUCGCAAACCCCCGUAGGCUAUCUAAUUGUGAGUCGGUUCGGAUACGCUAGGAAGCACCAGCGGUCAUUGGGCCGGGGGUUAGUGGGCUCUGCGGCCGGGCCUGGACUGGUUUGCUGCCGGGAGCGUGGCUGGGAGAUCUGUGCGAUGGACGCCCCGCUCGCCUUUUUGGCGUUCCACAGCAAGUCCGCCCGGGCUGCCACCUUCCGGGGGUCACUGAAAUCCGCAUCGGACAGCAGCAGGCGUAUGUCCUCGGGCAGCUGCUCCAGGAAUGCCUGCUCAAACAUGAGGCCUGUGUGUCCCUCGGCCAGAGACAACAUCUCGUUCAUUAAAGCCGAUGGAGGUCUGUAGCCCAAGCCAUCCAGGUGUGUCCCCUGCCAGGAAACUUUCAUUUUGACUACAAAGAGCUGCUCCUGUCCAUCUGACAACUUGAGAGGAGGACUUUGCUUUGAAAGCACAGGGAUGCCGGCCAGUUCUGCACCAUUGCCAGAUUCCAUUUGGUAUGAAAUGCAUCUUCAAGCAAGCUACCUGGCUUGUGCAAACGUGGAAUACAGUAAUCAGACAGCAUGCCAGCUUCUCACUAACCUGGUGGUGCUUGAUGUGACUGGCUUGGUCAGCGGUGAGGCCCUCGUUCUGUACCGAAACAUACCCGCCAUGACUAACUAUCUCCCGAAACUCUUCUAUGUGGACUCAAAUAUAGCCACAUCCCUGGGUCAAACAGCCCCCAAGGGGCUCUCUUUCCGGAAGGAUUCCCAGAUCACCUUAAAGAUUGUGAAAUAUGACGCUGGCGGACAUUUUCUUGGUUGGGAAGAUGUCAGGGGAGGCACUUUACAGCUAUGCCCCAACACACAAACAUUGUUGGAUGCAGCGUACAAAUUUGGCUCUUUCUUCGUCCAGUCGUGUACAAUACAAAUCUCGGACCUUCUGCGCCGAUUCCCGGAGCCAGUGCUUUAUGAACUCUUUCUCCACUACAAUGAUAACCAAGAGCAGCCAAGGGUCUGGCCCAUCCCAGUGCGCAGUCUGAAUCUGGACAGGAAUGGUUUGGAGGCUGGAGCACUGAGGAGGUUUUUUUUGGUUGAUGGGCUGACAGGGAGAAGGGGUAGUCUCAGUAACCCACCGAGCUCGGUCACCUACGCUGAAGACCUCGUUCUAAGGGCCUACCUACCAAUUAACAACCCGACCAGUGAGCCACCCUUUUUACUGACUAUACGAUAUGCUCAAGCACAAGAUCUUCAAGCACAGAGACAGCUAACGUUUGCUGUUCAGUAUGAAAUGAACCAGGCUGCACGCAAGAGAGAUACAGAUAUCGCUCUGGGUGUCCUAGGUUCUUUGGCUGUUUUCACUGCCAUGCUGGAGACGAGCAGCUGGAGGCGGAGGAGCGGGCUAGAGUUCAUUGACGUUGUGACUAUUGUGAAAUAUUUUGCCUACUUUGCUGGAGCCCUGUCGAACACCUUCUUCCUUGUCACGUAUGGUACCGGUGUCUACUGGCUUAUUGUGUACAAGGGCCAGCAGACCACAGUUGAGGUUACACUGCCAUCUGCUGGUAGUGAGAUUGAAACUGGCUUCAUCAUCUAUGUGUCCUGUGCUUUUGUGCUGAAGGCACUACAGCUAAUUCACAUCCUCAUGGUUCAAAUGACUGUGUCUAUCUUCCUGAUAGACUGGGAGAAGCCCAAGGGAAGACAAUUGCCUACAUCAGCAGAAAGCAAACCGGGUCCCUCAUCGGUCAGUAUCUGGCGCACGUACUUCAUAGCUAACGAGUGGAACGAGAUUCAGACAAAGAGGAAAAUCAGUCCAAUUCUGCAGCUUGUUCUUAUUCUCCUACUGCUGGAGGUUGUUGGCUUGAAGAACAUUGCCAGAAGAGAUCUGAAUUUGAAUCUACACCCUGGUCCGGAUGUUGAUCUGGCACCCUGGAGCCCAAUUCUCCGAUACGGGAUAUCAAUGUCAAUGUGGCUAAUAGUCGGCUUAGCUCAGGCAGUCUUCUUCAUUGGGAUCUAUGAACGAUUUGUUGAAGACAAGAUAAGGCAAUUCGUAGACUUGUGCUCCUUAAGCAAUGUAUCGGUUUUGGUCUUGCUGCAUAAGUGUUACGGUUUCUACAUCCAUGGACGAUCAGUGCAUGGUCAAGCUGACAUUAAUAUGGAGACAAUGUAUCUCAACCUUAAGAAAGAAGAGGAUAAUCUUUGUGCAAUGAGAGGCCUUGAGCCCAACAUGGAGAUCCAGACUUUUGAAGUCCUAAUCUCUAGCAAGGUCAGACAACAAUAUGACAGGAUACUGUCACCAUUGAAUGAGGUGGCGAGAAGGAGUCAUGCCAGGCCUCUGGACUCCCCCACUCUGCAGCAGAACCUGAAGGCAUACUUCACAAUGAACAAGUUCCUUUCAUCCUUCCUGGAACACGCUUACAAAGACAUGGACUACGUUGUGAAGGAAAAGCUCUUUCUGGAACGCAUCUUGGACUUUGAGUUCCAGCGAUCAGAUGACAGAAGUUUCUUUUAUAAUGAUGAGCGGAUGCUCUUCAGCAGUGCUCUCUAUUAUGGCCACGAGUUGGUGCUGCUGCUUUUCGACGCUCUGCUCUUCUCCGUCGUGGACCUGGGGACCCAGGACUUUGUUCUGGCGGCCAUCAUCACUUACUUAGUACAGAAGGUUCUGGAAACAGUAAGAGAGGCGAUUUCAAGGAGGAAUUUGGCUACAAAGACACUGGUUGAUGAAAGGUUUCUCAUCUAGAAUUCCUCAGAUAUUAGCCACUGUGUGGAUGGGAUCAGUUCAAUUCUUACCACUCUCGCACAAGUGUGGCUUUUACACAAGAGUAAUUAUUUGAUAUGCCCAGUCCAAUGUUUGUUACCAAAGGACAGUUGAUAGUGAAGCCACAGCAGGGAAAAAAAUAUGCCUCGUGGAUGGGAACAACACAGACGUGGAUGAGAUGCAACCAAGCAAAAAAGGAAAAUUAAAAGCAGGCAGAUUGCUGAUUGAAGUGGUGAAUGGAGUUUCAUAUCUGCUUGUGUUUCCUUGAUUUGAAAAUGGCACAAAAUUGCCAACAGCCCAUAGAAGGUGGUCUUCUAGAGGGCCAGCAUCUUCACAAAGAUUUCUCAUCGCACAGGGAUUGUGUUUAAGUCUCUGAAUGAUCUCUCUUGUUGAUGGUUGGGUGCCAACAGUUUCACAGUACAAUUCAUGUGUGUUGCUCAAUAUUUCCAGCAUCUGCAGAAUCUCGUGUCUUGGGUAUGUUGAUCUACCGCAGUCACCUGAUGAAGGGUCUUGUCCCAAAAUGUCGACUGUUUAUUUUCCUCCAUAGAGCAUUUAUUUGUGUGCUGUUCACAAUAGAAUCACAAUUUGAGGCAUUAGUGCCUCAGUAUAGAAUGAGAGGAGGUGCGGGGCAGGUGGGGGGACAAUCACCAGCUGAAGUUGGACUCAUUGUUUAACAUUAUAUCACAUGAUCCUCUCCCUCGUACCUGCAACUCCUAUCAGUAAUUCCAUUACCCAUAGACACUAGGCUUCCCAUUGUCAAUUGGUGAUGUAGACUUCUUAUUAAGCAUGUGCCCAAGAGCAGGGGUGGCAAACCUACGACAUAUGUGCCCAAGAUGGAGCAUGCUAAACAAUUUGUUGGUACACUUUAUGCAGUGCCACCCCUUGAUUCCUUAAAUCUCACCCAUAUAAUAAAAAUCAUAAUGAUUAUCUUUACUACAAAUUAAUUUUUACAAACUAAGAGCAGUGAGAUGUUUUCCCCGGAAAUGUCCACAUCGGCUUGGCACCAGCUGGACAGUUGGGAGAACAGUCAGCAUUGGAUGAUCCUCAUAGACCUGGUGUACAACGGUGCAUUUGGCACCCUUGACACGCAUCCCACCUUUAAUAUUCUUCCAAUAUUUGAAUAAUAAACAGUUACAUUAACAAUACUAUUUAGAAUUGAGGUUACUUUCCUAUUUUCUUCUUAAAAGAUUAAUAUUAAUACAAUAUUAAUAUUAAAAGAUUAAUAAUUUAAUAGCCGAACAGGUUUUCUAAACUACUUUGUUUAUUUGUAUGUCUCUUACACUUUUAUUAAUGGUAAAGUAAUGAAUACACAUAAAUAAGCAACAAGAUUCAUUCUUUUCAUUUAAAAUAAGUCCAGAAUUAUUGAUACUAAUUCAGUAAUCAAUGAUAAUCUCUGCUCAAAAUUACCAUUGUGGCAUGUGAGAGAAUUUUUGAGAUUAUCGCCAACUUGAGUGUACAUUGUCAAAGAGGUUUGCACCCCUGAUCAGCAGUGUUUCAAUGGACUAAACAAUCUCUAAUGUGUCAUUUAGAUUCUAAAGAGAAAAGAUUCCCUGCAGCUUCAUUGGAUUAACCUCCAUAGUAAGUCUCCCCCAAUACUUCUAUCAAAUUAAAUAAAAAUAAAUAUUAUUUAUUUAACAUUCAUUUAAUUUUCCUCACUGCGUCAAUCCUUGGAGAUUAUAGUUCCUGCAAGAUCUGGGCAGUCUUGAAGUGUUGACAGUGUUGGAUGGGGAAGAAUAAUUGAGGGAGGGAAGGGUGAAGGAAGGGAUUAUUCACAAGGUGGAACAGCUGGGUGGAGGUGGGUGUUAACACUACAAUUUCAGGAUGGUGAAGAUGCUCUGGGGAAAAUGGAGACUUGAGGCCCAGGUCUCUGUGGCAGCAUGGAGUAUUAUCAAUGUAGCAGACCCUUCCUUUCAGUAAGGAUGCCUGAUGGGGUAUCUUUGGAAUUAUAGAUGCACUCUUUGCUAGAUGCUCAUAGUUGACAACAUUGAAUAAAUUAUAGUGUUAAUGCAUCGGACCCCUCUUCCAAGAUUUCUUCAGCAGACUUUCAGAGGAGGAAUAUAACAUAUUGAUACCAAUGCAUUUAGUGAAACCAACCACGGUAACUUAGAGGCAACUAAAUUCUCCCUGUGCAGGGAAAGGUAAUGCAGUGGGUGUUAAUGCGGUAAUUUAACUCGUGCCUCUGGAUUGUUCAUGUAUGAUCGAUCCAUAUACAUGAAUUUCAAUCCUGCCACUGACAUUGGGGUAUUUGUAGCCAGAUAUGAUUAAUUAAAUCAGUUUGAAUACUAAGCCGAUAACAGAAGUGGUGAUAAAGCCCAUCUGUUUCACCCAUGUCCUUAGGCGAGGAAGCCUGGUGUGCUGCUGUUUGCACCACAUGUGUCUCAGGCACCAGCAAGUUGAUUAACAUCUAGCUGAUAGUGAAGUGGCCCAGUAAACCACUCAGUCGCUUCAGCUGGUUGUGUCAAAAGAUGAGGAGCAUGUCUAAGGCAGCAAACUUCACCACCAUCUUCUCAAGGGAACGUUGCCAUCAAUGCCCAUGUUCUGUCCAAAAAUAUACAACCCUUAUGUUGUCUAUACCUAAUGGAACAAGAGUUCUCCUGUAGCAAUGGGUCAUAGAAACAGACCCUUCAGCCCAAUGAGCUACCACUAACUAUCAACGACCCAUUUACACUACAGUAAUCCAACAUUAACCCCAUCAAAGUAAAUGUAUUGAAGUACAUAUGUGUUAUCACACACUACUUUGAGAUUAUUUUUCCAUGCAGGCAUUUACAGGAAAAUAAAUGCAACAGAAUUGAUGAAAACUGUAGAUAGACAAAAACUGACAGGCAACCAAUGUGCAAAAGAAGGCAAAUUGUGCAAAUAGAAAAAAUAAAUAAUACGGAGGACUCGUGGUGCUGUGUCCUUCAAUGUGAGUCUGAUGGUUGUGGAAUUGGCUUAGAGUUGUGGUGAGUGAAGGUCUGAAGGCAGUUAAAGGUAAUGAUGUUUCAGAGCUUCAAGUACUCUGAAAGCAGCCUGGACCAGGGUCUCGAGAGAAAAGAGAGAAUUAAGAAGCGGCAAGACAAAAGUGAAUGUGUACUUUAGGAAAAAAAUAUGAUUACACAAAGACCGACAAACAACCAAAGUGCAAAAGAGGCCAAACUUUGCAAAUAAUAAAGAAGUAAAUAAAUAACACUGAGAGCCUCCCCACAUUUUCAUCAAUUUCCCCAGAUUUUACAGAGGCCAGUUAACAUCCUUGGGUUGUGGGAAGAAACUGGAGAACCCAGAGGAAACGCACAAGGAAACAUGCAUACUCUACACGAGCAGUAGCAGAGGCCAGGACCGUGCCUGUGCCUCUGGUUCAGUGAGGCAGCCUUCACUGCGUCACCCACUGAUCUUGGGAAAAGUGACAUUACUGGAAACUCUUUGUCAUUUGAAUCUCCAAUCCUGUGUUGAGUGUGUCCCUUUGUAUUAGUUACUUUUCAUCUUUGAACCAUGGUGUUUCAAUAACAUAUUUUGAAAAAUUGUAUGCUAUUUAAAUGCCUAGUAUAUUUUACAGUUUUGUAUUUAUAUUCUAAUAAAUGUUUUGGAUUUAACAGUG
This is a messenger RNA of Hypanus sabinus (Atlantic stingray), 6476 nucleotides long. RefSeq names its product meckelin-like. Gene Ontology annotation, cellular component: ciliary transition zone; MKS complex. Lineage: Eukaryota; Metazoa; Chordata; Chondrichthyes; Myliobatiformes; Dasyatidae. The record is from RefSeq and is a predicted model, not a curated record. Bases 629 to 2884 code for a protein of 751 amino acids. The transcript is spliced from 25 exons. Gene Ontology annotation, biological process: cilium assembly.